AUGCUCCCAAACCAUCCGAGCUCUCCAAUGGAGUAUAGGCCUUACGCACAGAUGUCACAACACCGUCACCUGCCGAUUCGUUGUAGUGUAUGCAAUCAGCAAGCGUAUGGAAUGAAUUAUGGAGUUCCAUCUUGCAAUGCUUGCAAAAUGUUCUUCCGGAGAGUUGUGAUUCUGCAACCCGAGUACAAAUGCCGUGGGAAUGACACGUGCUACAUUGGGAUAAAUGGAUCAACGGACCGUCCGAAGUGUCGAGCUUGUCGGUUCAGACGGUGCUUAGAUGUUGGAAUGAAAUAUCGGUGUGGCGAUGACGAUAACGAGGAAACAACGGUCAUGAGCACUGACCAAUCACACCAUCCGAAUAUUUUGGUGACUCCAGUGGACACACUGUGUAGUAUGAUUCGGUCACUGCUCCAUUUGGACACACGGCGGUAUAGAAGUUUUGAGCGGAUGGAGAGCGAUGAGGAUCCGACGAUUGGAGAGGUGUUGAAUAGAAGUGUUAGGGGGUUUGCAAUGGAUAGAAUGAAUGAGGCGCCUCGGUCCCCUCUACGUUCCAAUCAACAAAUCCUCUCGCAAUGGAGCUUCUUCGGUGUCUGGACCUCCAUCGAGUUCCUCAACAGUCUUGAUUUCAUGUCCCUUUUGAACCCAGACGACAAACAAAUCAUCCUCCAAAGCUUUGCCAUGAACUCCUACCUCCUCUCGUCAGCAUUCCAAUCAGCCACCCAACACAGCGACCGUCUGCUGAACCCAGACGGUACCGAGUUGUACCCAUCGGGACUCAGCAAUAUGAAAGAGUUUUCUCACGGUUAUGUAAAUCGAAUUCAAAAGUUAUUGGUUUCCAAAUUAGGAGAAUUGCAUAUCACCUCGGAAGAGUACAUUUUGACGACACUCAUUUUGUUCUGCACGCCAAGACUAUCCGGUAUGUCUCCAUACGCUCAAGGGAUAGUGACGGAGCAGCAAAGAAAGUACUGUAAUGCUCUCAUGGAGUAUCUCAAACUCACUUGGAAGGAGCGCGCACCGCAACGCUUUCAGGAAAUCAUAUCGAUUGGGAGCGUGAUGGCGAAGAGUUUUGAAGACGUUCACUACCUUGUCGAGAUGCUGAAAAUCUUCUAUCCAACCUCGUAUAAUUCGAAAAAGCUGUUUGUGGAGAGCUUGAAUAAAUAA
Molecule: messenger RNA, 1161 nt
Organism: Caenorhabditis remanei
Lineage: Eukaryota; Metazoa; Nematoda; Chromadorea; Rhabditida; Rhabditidae
Exons: 5
Coding region: 1-1161 (386 amino acids)
Biological process (GO): regulation of DNA-templated transcription
Molecular function (GO): DNA-binding transcription factor activity; zinc ion binding; sequence-specific DNA binding
Source: RefSeq, a predicted model, not a curated record